This is a messenger RNA of Didymodactylos carnosus, 300 nucleotides long. The record is from the annotation of a GenBank genome assembly. Lineage: Eukaryota; Metazoa; Rotifera; Eurotatoria; Philodinida; Philodinidae.
AUGAUUCAUGACGAAAACCAAUAUUUAUUAGUGCAUCAACAAUUACUUACUCAACCUACCACAAAUGAACAUGCACGAGCAUCAAGAAUUGUCAGUCAAAUGGACCAUAAUCAUCCAACAUCAUCCACGGAUCCAUUAAUACAAUUGACAAUACUACAAACACAGAAGAGGAAAAAUUUAUCAUCGCCUUUAAUUAUUCAUUAUACUCAUGAACAGCGUUUCGCAUAUUAUAAAGUAAAAAUACAUCAAAUAUGGAACAACUUAUUUCUACAUACACACCAGUGUUGGACCACAAAUUAA